Messenger RNA from Lasiosphaeria miniovina, 2435 nucleotides. RefSeq lists its product as uncharacterized. The record is from RefSeq and is a predicted model, not a curated record. The transcript has 3 exons. The coding region runs from base 316 to 2028 and encodes 570 amino acids. NCBI's taxonomy places the organism in Eukaryota, Fungi, Ascomycota, Sordariomycetes, Sordariales, Lasiosphaeriaceae.
AACUGCCGUAGUGGAUCAAGGCUCUUCAGAAACAACGCGUAUGGCUGCACGACGAUACAAGGCAGACCCAAGAAGACAUAGAAAUUUGGGGUUCGUAUGCGAAGGGAGUCAACUGCGCCAUCCACUGCUUCCCUCAAUCACCUAAAGCAGUCUUGGGUACCUACCUACCCACCUUGCCGACUUAGCCAGCUCUCACAAAUAGAGCACGACCCCGCUCUUCGCACAGAUCGCGACGACUCAAAUCUAAAAUCGCGAUAGUUUUCAGCUCCGCCUACGACUUUUCUUCAACCGCGCAUCUCGCGCCGCCUUUGCGAUAUGAGCGCCACGGAUGCGAUAAACGCCACGGAUGUGAUGGAUGCCCCAGAUGCCAAGGACGCCCAGGAUGCGAAUGACGUCUCGGAUGUGAAGGAUGUCCCGGAUGUGAAGGACGUCCCGGUCUGGGAUGCGAAGGAGCUCCGAGCCGUCCACGACCAGCUCGGAACCAUCAAAAAUGUCAUUCUCUGCGUCGACCCCGUCGACUUGGACAAUAUUUGGGUGAGCCUGUGGGCCCUCGUCCGCGUCCCAAACGCCCACAUCCACAUCGUCCUCUCGCCACGCGUGCUAGAUCUGCGCGUUCCCAACUUCGGCGAGCUCUUUAGAGAGUUCAUGCAAAAGGAUAUCGGUGGCAAUAAGUACAUGCUCAACGUGCUCAACAAGGACGCCAAGAAUAUCUUCGCGAAGCUGGGGGGUAGGGAGUUCCGAGACUACUUCAGACGAGACACAACAUUCCAGAAGGACAAGCACACCAGAACACACAUCCCCCUCUAUAUGGCCCUGUCGGCGCUCCGCUUUGCCCUCAAGUUCUCAAGCAAGGGUCACACCCGCGACCGGUACACCUUCUACUGGGACCGCAAGUCGAUGAAUACUAUCAUCCCCGGCAUCCACCACCCAACUCACGUCAACGACUUUCUCUACGCAUGUACCACCGCAGAACGCAAUGAGGCCCACCAGUACGUGCAUCAGCGGGGAAAAGAGCGCGAGAGAAACAUGCUGUCCGUCAUGGAGAAGACAGCCGACAGGCUGGCCAAAGACCUGGGCUACGUGAAGCCAGGCGACAUCUUGAAACCCCUCGAGGACCUGAUCACGCUCUGCAGAGGCGACGGGCACAUCGCUAGCAACCCAAGCCUGAUCCUAGGCGGGGGGCCGUUCACCGAGAUGGUUCGCAUCCUCGAAGAGACUAGUCUCAAGCCCAAAGCCAUCAUGGCCAUGGCGCGCACCUGGUUCGCCGACGCCAACAUCUUCCUCAACAAUUAUAACGAUCUCAUGGAUUUGGAUUCGGCCAUGCGGCUUGAGGAGAUCGUCAAGACGAGAGCGAUACCCACGUGGUUGUUUCCAACCGAGUGCGCCAAAGCCAAGGUGGUAAAAAAUGAAGUCCUUCGAGCGUGUCCCUGGGACUUUUCCAGGACUGAACUGGAAGGCAUCUUCCGGAAGGCUGGCGACAUGGAGUCGUUGAAUCAGGCGGAUGCAUUUGCCAAAGAGACCCAGACAUUGGCUAAGAUCCACAUGUUCGACGUGCUCGCCGUGGUACCGGUCACCUUCCCAGACUCGCUGCCGUACGUCCGCGCCGAGAGCUACUGGGAAAAGGUUGGGGAGCAGCGCGUCAUCCGUCUCAGGAAGAAUGAAGCCGGUCCCAUCAAUGUCUUCGAACCCGUGGAAGAGGUCAUGAAGAAAUACAAGCAAGCGGCGAUGGACGAGAUUAGCUACGUUCUGACUUCCAUCAAGAAGCCCGAGCUAAGCAGGGUGAUCAAGGUGGGCAGGGUGAUUAAGGUGGGCAGGGUGAUCAAGCAAGGCCAGCAGAGCGCCCAGCAGAGCGCCCAGCAGAGCGCCCAGUUCAAGCAGCAGAGUGUGCAGCCCAAACAGCCGAACGUGCAGUCCAACAAGCCCGCACAGCCAGUGCAGCCCGUGCAACCCAAACGAUUCACUCAUGGCCAGCAGGGCCAGCAGGGCCAGCGGGGCGUGCAGGUCAAGCAGCAGGGCGCGCAGGGCUAGCAAAGUAAACAGGUUAUUCUGGUCGAGCGCGGUCCACUGGGGCCGCUGGGAAAUCUAGGUAGGAAUCGAAGACACAAGGCUGGCAGGACACAGAGUGGAGCGAGAGAAGGGGUAAGUUCAGUGCGAGUCCAGUAGGACACGGCAGUGGCGUGUGGGAACCAGUAACGGGUUCUUUUUCAUCCCCUUUGGGGAUAUCUGAUUGGCUUUUGUUUUCCUUCUUUUGAUAUCAUCCAAGGUGGUCAUGAAGUGUUAGAUCGGUUUCUUGCGUGACUCUUUCGUUAUCUUCCUUUCGUUUAUUCUCUUCUCUUCCCUUUUCUUUUCCCGCCCCAUGGGGCGGGCUCGCAACUAAGUUAAUAGCACUCCGUUCAACUGUUGCGUCUCUAAAUCUUGCUCUCGUCAACCCGGGC